Molecule: messenger RNA, 1463 nt
Organism: Phytophthora nicotianae INRA-310
Lineage: Eukaryota; Oomycota; Peronosporomycetes; Peronosporales; Peronosporaceae
Exons: 1
Coding region: 434-1324 (296 amino acids)
Source: RefSeq, a predicted model, not a curated record
ACAGACUGUCAGGGCUGGACCACCCGAAUCGGUCACUGGCCAAUCGCAGUUCUUCGUCGCCGGAAUCGUCAACAGCCGCGUGUCUGCACCGUCGGAAGCCCUACAAACUCCAAGUCAAAACGAGGAUGCGCCGCAUUUCAGCGUGUGCCGGCACGCGCUCGAGAUUCGACCAAUCAAACGUCGGUGCGCCACGCGCUCUUCAAUUCGGAGCACGCUUUUGACCGACAGACACGCACUCCUGCGCGGCAUUGACGCUCUCCGCCGCUUCGUUCUCGUUUUGUCACCGUCAUUCCUAGCAUAGCACAAAAAAUGCUAUCGAUUCAUGGAUCACACAACCGAAUUGCAUCCGUCGAGCGCAGGCUUGUCGACUGCAUCCAUUGCACACUCCUAUCAACUGACUGACUGACACUGCAACUACAAACGACGGACAACAAUGAGUGGCAAGUCGGACAUCUCGUUCCUGCUGAACCCGCAGCCUACAGUCGAAGACAUGUGUGUGCAGUUAGCACCGCCCAUGUCGCCGCCACCGUCGGCCAUGCUUGCACGACUGGCCGCCAUGGCACAGAGUCCAGCCGCGUCAGCCACGUCGUCGUCACUCCUGCUACUGGGUUCAUGCAUCGCUCCACUGAAGAAAGUGGCCAGCAGCUGCAAUAGCGAUACCAUGGCAUGUAAAAAGCCAAUGGUACCUGCGUUAUCACUGGCUGCUCUGUGCGAGGCAAGCAGUGGCAGCAGCAACUACAGUAGCAGUGGCGCCGAGUCGAGCUGCAGUGACGACGAAGACGAGGAACCAACCACCGAAACAACACCGUCGACAGCGGCUACGGAGCAACAGACAACCGACACAACUGCUGAGCAGACGAAACCCACGACUUCUAUUAAACCCAAGGCCAAGAAGACACGGACAGCCCGCACGCGCGUCCGCAAGAACCGCACGCCACCCUGCCAGGUCGAUGGAUGCACGAACAUUGCCGUGUCUCGCGGCUGCUGUGUGCGCCAUGGUGGCGGGUCUCGGUGCACGGUGGCGGGAUGCCCGAACCGCGCCAAGUUGUACAAGAAGUGUUUCCAGCACGGUGGCUUCAAGACGUGCGCGACCGAGGGAUGCACGCGCAAAGCGAAGCGGUACGGCCACUGCUGGUCACACGGCGGCGGUCGCAUCUGCGAGAUCCCUGGGUGUGAGAAGGUGUCUACACAGGGCGGUCUGUGCUGGGCUCACGGCGGCGGCAACCGUUGCAAGCUGGAGGGCUGCAGUCGUCGUUCGUACCAGAAGUAUGGAUACUACUGCGCGGAUCACGCAUCUCUGGGCAAGGGCGAGUCAUCAGCGUGAGUUGAUUGACUGGGUGUAACUCAAGUUGAAGGAUUUAGUCAUCGGUAAUAGGAACCUGCAAGUAUGUUGCAGGUGUAAAGUAUACUAUUUAUUUGGUCUUCGAUCAAGAAAAAAAAUAUAUGAAUUCCAUCAUUCUGUG